Molecule: messenger RNA, 2015 nt
Organism: Condylostylus longicornis
Lineage: Eukaryota; Metazoa; Arthropoda; Insecta; Diptera; Dolichopodidae
Gene: verm
Product: chitin deacetylase 1
Exons: 6
Coding region: 261-1889 (542 amino acids)
Biological process (GO): carbohydrate metabolic process
Cellular component (GO): extracellular region
Molecular function (GO): chitin binding; protein binding
Source: RefSeq, a predicted model, not a curated record
UUCUUCAGCCCAAAAAGAAAAAAAAAAAAAGAAAAAAAAAGAGAGGAAUUUUUCAAAAACAAAAAAAAAAUUUUAUUUUUCUUUUUUUUUUUUGUUUAUAUAUAUUUAUAAUUGUUUAAAAUAAGUUUUUUGAAUUCAUUCUUGUUUUGCACCUCAUACCUGAAAGUUCAUUUACUAUACAUACUAUAUAAAAUUAAAAGAGGAGAAUUUGAAAAAAAAAAAAUUUUAAAUUAGUUUUUAAUUAACUUAUAACACGCAAGAUGGCGCGUGUUUUAAAGUCAGUUAGUCUAUUUUUAGUUUUAUUUGCAAUUGCAACAAAUGCACAACGUGUCAAAAGACAAGACGAUGAAGAAGGUGAACAAGCAUCAAUUGAUGAAUUAUGUCAAGAUCGUCCAGGGGAUGAAUAUUUUAGAUUAACAACAGAAGGAGAUUGUAGGGAUGUUGUGAGAUGCGACAAUGCUGGUGAAAAUGGAAUAACCAGAUUAGCUUCAGUAAGAUGCCCAAUUGGUUUGGCGUUUGAUAUUAUGAGACAAACAUGUGACUGGAAAGCAAAUGUUCCAAAUUGUGAUCAAAAAGAAAAACCAAGAAAAGCUUUACCAAACUUCAAAACAGAUGAACCAGUCUGUCCGGAAGGUAAACUUCAAUGUGGUAAUGGUGAGUGUAUUGACAAAGAAUUAUUCUGUAAUGGAAAACCAGAUUGUAAAGAUGAAUCAGACGAAAAUGCUUGCUCGGUUGACGAUGAUCCAAACCGCGCUCCAGAAUGUGAUCCAACACAAUGUGCUCUACCAGAUUGUUUCUGUUCUGCUGACGGUACACGUAUUCCAGGUGGUAUUGAACCACAAAAUGUACCUCAAAUGAUAACAAUCACUUUUAAUGGAGCUGUAAAUGUUGAUAAUAUUGAUCUAUAUGAAGAUAUCUUCAACGGACAACGUCAAAAUCCAAAUGGUUGUUCAAUAAAGGGUACAUUCUUUGUAUCACACAAAUAUACAAAUUAUUCGGCUGUACAAGAUUUACAUCGUCGAGGUCAUGAAAUAUCUGUCUUCUCAUUAACACAUAAAGAAGAUCCAAAUUAUUGGUCUGGUGGCAGUUAUGAUGAUUGGUUAGCUGAAAUGGCUGGUGCUCGUUUAAUUAUUGAACGUUUUGCAAAUAUUACUGAUGGUUCAAUUAUUGGUAUGCGUGCUCCAUAUUUACGUGUUGGUGGUAAUAAACAAUUUGAAAUGAUGGCUGAUCAAUUUUUCGUAUAUGAUGCAUCAAUAACAGCUUCAUUAGGUCGUGUACCAAUUUGGCCAUAUACAUUAUAUUUCCGUAUGCCACAUAAAUGUAACGGUAAUGCACAUAAUUGCCCAUCACGUAGUCAUCCAGUUUGGGAAAUGGUUAUGAAUGAAUUAGAUCGUCGUGAUGAUCCAACAUUUGAUGAAUCACUUCCAGGUUGUCAUAUGGUUGACUCGUGUUCUAAUAUUCAAUCUGGUGAACAAUUCGGUCGUCUUUUACGUCACAAUUUCAAUCGCCAUUACAAUAGCAAUCGUGCUCCAUUAGGUUUAAAUUUCCAUGCAUCAUGGUUAAAAUCUAAAAAAGAAUAUCGUGAAGAAUUAAUUAAAUUUAUUGAAGAAAUGUUAUCAGCACGCAAUGAUGUAUUCUUUGUAACAAUGUUACAAGUUAUUCAAUGGAUGCAAAAUCCAACUGAAUUAAAUUCAUUAAGAGAUUUCCAAGAAUGGAAAGAAAAGUGUGAUGUUAAGGGUCAACCAUAUUGUUCAUUACCAAAUCCAUGCCCAUUAACAACCAGAGAGUUACCCGGUGAAACAUUAAGAUUGUUCACAUGUAUGGAAUGUCCUAAUAAUUAUCCAUGGAUUUUGGAUCCUACUGGCGAUGGAUUCUCAGUUAAAAAAUAGAUAUUGAAAAGAAAAAAAAAAUUAUAAUAUAAAAAUAUAAGAAAAGAUUUUUUUUAACUAGAUAGUUCCACCGAGAGUCUGAUUUAUUUUUGAAAUUUGUUUAAUUUUUUUUUUUUUUUUAUUUUG